Tribolium madens (black flour beetle) is the source of this 852-nucleotide messenger RNA. Its product is annotated as enhancer of split malpha protein-like. NCBI's taxonomy places the organism in Eukaryota, Metazoa, Arthropoda, Insecta, Coleoptera, Tenebrionidae. The coding region runs from base 79 to 699 and encodes 206 amino acids. The record is from RefSeq and is a predicted model, not a curated record. The transcript has a single exon. Gene Ontology annotation, biological process: Notch signaling pathway; sensory organ development.
CCUGCACGUUUACCAUCUGCCUUCGUAUGUGUGGGAACCUCAUCUCGGUUGCGAUUCUCACGACUCCACACCCCACACAUGUUGUGCGUCUCACUCCAUCGCCCAUCGUCUCCCAUCAUGGGUCUCGCUCGACCGAAAAUACGCACACCUGUCCCUAUCCGCAGCUCUCAUAGGUCCAUGGGGUUUGUGCCCCACUUUGCCCAAGGGGGCGCCUAUAAAAGCCCGAACCCUCACAACUUGACAUCAUUCGUGAAAAUGAACUGCAACGACAACUCCACCAACGAGAAUCUCCUCAACGCCAAGAAGGCGCGAUCGCCCUUCCACCACCUCAAGAAAAUCAUCUCGGCCUUGGUGAAGAAACCACCGAAGAACAGUUAUCAAAAAUCGACCGAUUUUGACGAGAUUGAAGAUAACCUCGCCAAUGAGCUACUCGAGAACCAGAUUUUUGAAGAUAUUGAUUCGUGUGAGGACUUCGCUGCUGUUCCGGUGUACACUGAAGGCCACGUGGACGUGCUUCCGGUCUUCCGGGGCCAGAGAUACAUUCCGGUGCAUUUUGCCCGGACUGAAGCUGGGACUUUCUUCUGGACUUCCAUGGCCGGCCCCGAUUGCGAUUUGAACCAACAAGGGGACAAAAACGCCAUCACCUACUACCAACAACCAGAAUUACAAGUUCCUGCAUACCGAUGGGCGCAAGCAUAGUGAUUGAUGUGAUUUACCACGACUGAGAGAUUUGUGAUAAUUGUACCUUUUGCAAUUUUUUAAUUGUGAUGGCAGCUUUAAUUUUUUUUGUUAUAUAUGUCUUCCACUUAGAUUUAAGACGAUUUUAUUGAAUAAAUAUUUUUUUCAUAAGUA